CCGUUCUGUUUUAAGAGUCUACCACGCCCUCCAGGUUUCUGUCGAAUCUUGAGCAUCCAUAUCUUCAAGGACUCUCUUCAAGAGACAAACCAACUAACCAGCAAUAAAAAAAUACAAACCAUAAAUUCUACACCAGACGAGUUCGAGACAAGACGUUCUUUUGCGACGCCUCUCCCCGACCUCCGAGAAGAGAAUUAACAGGUGUCUCACCCUUCGAAACCACUUUUGACUCGGCCCGCCUCCCUAGAGAACGAGACCUCGACCGCCUCGUCUAAACAUCGCCGUGUAGGAGGCUGUACCGGAGGUCCAAAAAGUCUCUGGUAGUCUUUGCCUUUUGUAGUGGCUGAGGGAUUCACAGCAUUCCUGCCAACGCAAUAGUAUAGAGACAACAUACCACAAACCGGAUAUAUAGAAGCAGGACGUCUUCCCCCCCGCCAUUUUCCUACCUGCAGCAAAAAAAUGUCAUCCACAAUGCCGUCUACACAACAACAACAACAACAACAACCACACUGCCGUCAAGACUCAUACGACGAAGAGAUCUACACAGAGUUCCGCCAACCAGUAACAGAAAACCAGAGGCUUGUAAAAGACGCCAUUAUGGAGUCACCAAGGAAGCUGGACUCGGCUGUUUCUUCACCACCCCCACCGCCUUUGCCCCGCAAGAACGCACUCAGGUCCGGUUCAAGGUCAAGGUCUACAUCUAGGUCAUCCUCAACGAGGACUCUCGACACCACAGGACUGAACAUUGGUGGUGCAAAGGAGAUCAUAGUCCAGGGUACCACCGGCGCCACGAAGGAGGCUGCACCAACACCACACGAUGUGUACCUUUCGUCAGAGGAGGACGCUUCGUCCUCGGCCGACGACUUUUCCGACUUUGAGUGGGAGAGCGGUAGCGAGUUCGAGUAUGCAGAUGACGCCCAGAUCGCAGAGGCUUCUAGCAGCAGCGGCAUGAGCAGCCCAUCUGGUGGCCCCCGCCGCCGCAGCCACGAGAUAACCGCCCGUGUUGUUUCAGUCGUAUACGUCGGCAAGCCGGCCAUAGUGAACCUGUCCACACCGAGCAAGCGUACGAGCCCGUCCCCGACUCGAUCGACGAUGAACGUCAGCCCCACACCUAGCAACACCUCUGCAGCACCCGCACAAUCGUCACUGUCUUCAUCCCGCCGCCGAAGCGUUAGUGCUGCUACCUCCUUCGCCCGCCGCCUCUCCAUAUCCUCUACCGCAUCCUUCAGCCCGGGGGUGGCACCAGCAACUGCGACGCCAGUCAAGGCCAAGAAUGUCAUCGCCUCCGUAUUUACCAGGAAGGGACAGCAACCCCUCUUCCUCAACACAGAUCCCUUUGCCAACAACAGCGCCGUAUCCAUCGCCACCCCACCGCGCCGAACCUCGUCUAGGUCCGUUUCAAACGGCUCGCCUGCCGUCAUCGACGAGGCAUAUUCUGUCAGGACGCCCAAGACCCCCACUGAGAAGUUCAAGGACUUCUCUCUCCGUGGCGGCGCCUUGCUGAAGAAGCGCUCGCGGUCCAUCAUGAACGCUGCCCACAGCUUGCGCGACAGCUAUAACGGAGCUGGAGUUGCCCCGCUGCCCGAGGAGAAUGGCGACAGCAGCAGGGACACCAGCAGGGCUAGCACUCCUGCCUCUACCCCUUACGACCGCACACAGUCCUCAAUGGACUACUUCUCCAGCCCGGCCGCAUCAGCAGCAGCCAGGGCUCUCCCGGUCCGAGCGCAGUCCGACAUGGCUCUCGGCGCGCCCAUCUCCCCUACUGAGAUGAAGGGUAGCCGGUUCACUGGUUUGAGUGCACGGAGGCGGAGCUUCAAAUCUGCGGGCAGGCCAUGAUCUCAUUGGAGCUAGCCACUCGCCUCUUUCAAGCCUCGUCAUAUUUAAACUAUACCCCAACUAUAUCUCCUAUCUUUACAGUACUACAUGGAUGUGGUCAAACAUCACGCCAUGAUUUUUCUUUGUCGUCUUUUGGGUUACACUACAGCACCGGUGUAUUUUUUCGGGUCAUUACCAGGACGUGUUCAUAUGGGGACACGGACUUGAACCCAUCAUUGGGUGGGAAAUUUGGUGACCGGGCUAGGAAAGGGACACUCAUCACUCACAAACUCGGCGCCAGGCUUUUUGGGACGGGGACUAAUUUAGGCGUCAAUUUCGAGGAGGCGUCCAACCGACUCCUCCAGGCUGCCAAACGGAUAACAACGCUAAAAACACCGGAAGGGAGGUGUUUAUUUUGGAUAACGGAACCAUCUUUUUCUUUUUCUCUCUUUUCUUUUGUUACAAUUCUCACGAAGAAUCAUGAUACCACAUACACAACGGACAGGACAAACAGAAUAGAAUGAACCUGAUCAUCUUUUACCACUUCAAAAGACAAUUUCCUCAUGCAUCCACUGACAAGAUAUUCAAAAAGAGUAACAUUUCCCGG
This is a messenger RNA of Pyricularia oryzae 70-15, 2422 nucleotides long. RefSeq lists its product as uncharacterized. Bases 460 to 1836 code for a protein of 458 amino acids. Lineage: Eukaryota; Fungi; Ascomycota; Sordariomycetes; Magnaporthales; Pyriculariaceae. The transcript has a single exon. The record is from RefSeq and is a predicted model, not a curated record.